This is a messenger RNA of Syzygium oleosum, 1909 nucleotides long. Its product is annotated as RNA-binding KH domain-containing protein PEPPER. Gene Ontology annotation, cellular component: cytoplasm; nucleus. Gene Ontology annotation, molecular function: mRNA binding. Gene Ontology annotation, biological process: regulation of gene expression. NCBI's taxonomy places the organism in Eukaryota, Viridiplantae, Streptophyta, Magnoliopsida, Myrtales, Myrtaceae. The record is from RefSeq and is a predicted model, not a curated record. The transcript is spliced from 6 exons. Bases 172 to 1617 code for a protein of 481 amino acids.
CUUUCAAGCCCUAAAGCCAAGAAUAACAAGAAGUAGUCUCCGACGGACCCCCAAAACACUCGCAAAAUCGACACAACUCACACUCCUCCGCCCCUUUCUCUACAGGCCAUUACCAGGAAACUUCCCGUCUCUUCCCCCUCGACUCCUCCUUCUUCAACCCUCGCCGCACCAAUGGCCGCCGCCGCCGCCGCCGCCGCCGCGGGGAGCGCAUCCCCCGACAACCUCGAAUCGGAGCCGCAAUCGCCGCCGCUCUCCGCCUCCGGGGUCACCGAUUUGAACGCCUUGCCGAACGAGCCGAACGAGCCCAUGGACGCAUCGACCGACGGAGCAGGAAGUGAGCAGUACACUGAGCCGCCUCAGGCGGAGGCCGACCAAUUGGCUCCUUCGGCUCCUCAGGCCGCCGCCGCCGCCGAAGCUGAUAAGAGGUGGCCGGGAUGGCCUGGCGACUGCGUUUUUCGCCUGGUCGUGCCUGUUCUCAAGGUCGGGAGCAUCAUUGGUCGCAAAGGGGAGCUUAUCAAGAAGAUGUGCGAGGAGACUCGCGCUCGCAUUCGCGUGCUUGACGCUCCUGUCGGCACUCCCGAUCGGAUUGUAUUGAUAUCUGGAAAAGAAGAGCCAGAGGCGCCACUUUCCCCGGCAAUGGAUGCUGUAAUAAGAGUUUUUAAACGUGUCUGUGGACUGUCCGAGAAUGAGGGUGAUGCUAAGUUGUCUGGAGCUGCUGGAGUUGCAUUUUUGUCAAUUCGGUUCUUGGUGGCCUCCACUCAAGCAAUAAAUCUGAUCGGAAAGCAAGGUUCACUAAUUAAAUCGAUCCAAGAGGGUACUGGAGCUUCUGUUAGAGUAUUACCAGAAGGCGAGUUGCCAAUUUAUGCUUCUUCGGAUGAGCGAAUUGUGGAGUUGCAGGGAGAGGCGUCAAAGGUUCUUAAAGCUGUAGAAGCAGUAGUUAGACACCUGAGGAAAUUCUUGGUUGAUCAUAGUGUUCUUCCUCUUUUUGAGAAGAGCUGCAAUAAUGCAGCCCAACAAGAUCGUGCAUCUGAGACUUGGAGUGACAAGUCAGUACUGCAUACUGCUCCAACUGGAAUGACAACUGAGUAUCCACUCUCCUCAAAGAGAGAAUCACUUUACAUUGAUCGUGAGAGUCAGUUGGAGCCCCAGAUUGCACGCUCUGGAGUUUCACUCUAUGGACAAGAUCCCUCAAUAUCUGCGAUCCGGUCAGCAAGAUUUGGUCGUGCAGGCGCUCCUAUUGUCACUCAGGUUGUGCAAACAAUGCAAAUACCACUGACUUAUGCUGAGGACAUCAUCGGCAUUGGUGGGGCUAACAUUGCAUAUAUUCGUCGAACUAGCGGGGCCAUAUUAACUGUGCAGGAGAGCAGAGGACUACCCGAUGAAAUAACCGUGGAAAUAAAAGGCACUACAUCUGAAGUUCAGACAGCACAACAACUGAUUCAGGAAUUCAUUAACGGUCAUAAGGAGCCGGUCACCAGUAGCUACGGCAAGAUAGACAGUGGAUUGAGGUCAUAUUCUCAGUUGGGCGAUACAUCUUACACGUCUUCGUCGUUCUCAUCACAGCCGUAUGGAGGUUACGGUUCUAGUUUAGGAGGCUACAGCAGCUUCAGGCUUUGAAAUGUUGGAUCGAAUUUGCCUUGUUGCUUUCCUUAUCGAAUCUUGUCUUCCCUUCGAUAUUUAUAGUUUUGGGGAAGUAUGUGUAAAGUUCACUCGAGCCUGUUCCUCUCUCUCUAUAAAAGAUCAGUAGCUGUAAAACUACUAGCGACCACUUUGCUAUCGUGUUAAAGCGUAGUUACGCACGUCGGGUUUGUUAUUUAAGCAUAUGAAGGGGAUGAGCUUCAGAGUAGUAUACUGCGGAACUUAUUCUUGAGCGGUUCAAGGCAAUUUUAUGCGAAUUCAAGUUUCUCCA